Dovyalis caffra is the source of this 1017-nucleotide messenger RNA. NCBI's taxonomy places the organism in Eukaryota, Viridiplantae, Streptophyta, Magnoliopsida, Malpighiales, Salicaceae. The record is from the annotation of a GenBank genome assembly.
AUGGAGAAUGAAGAACAACAUAAUACUAGAGAUCAAAACCACAAACCCCAAGACCUUCCGCAAGUCCUACUCCUAAAACCACCACCAGUCCUGUCAGUUCUCGGCGAACACCAUUUUUUAUCAAACAAAUAUCAACUCUUGAAAGCAUGGGAAUCCCAUCUUCCUUUAGAUCAGUUUCUUACCACACACGCUGACUCAAUCCAAGCCAUUCUCUGCUCGGGUGCCGCUCCCGUCACAGAUGAUUUACUCCACCUGCUAACCUCUGUGCGUCUUGUCGUCACCGCCAGCGCUGGCACUAAUCACAUUGAUUUGGAGGCGUGCCGCCGCCGCGGAAUUUCUGUAACCAAUGCGGGGACUGUGUUCUCUGACGAUGGCGCCGAUGCGGCGGUUGGAUUGUUGAUUGAUGUGCUGAGAAAGAUUACAGCCUCUGAUCGGUAUGUGAGGCAGGGGAUUUGGGUCAAUAAAGGAGACUAUCCUCUUGGUUCUAAGUUGAGAGGCAAGCGAGUCGGAAUUGUUGGAUUGGGAGGCAUUGGCUUGGAAGUUGCUAAAAGGCUAGAGGCUUUUGGCUGCAAUGUUUUGUAUAAUUCAAGACAGAAAAAGGCAUUUCUUGAUCAAUAUCCAUUCUAUUCCGAUGUAUGCGAACUCGCAGCUAAUAGUGAUGCCCUGAUCAUUUGUUGUGCAUUGACGGACCAAACCCGCCACAUGAUCGAUAAGGAAGUCUUUUCGGCAUUGGGGAAGGAAGGUGUCAUCGUUAACAUUGGACGUGGGGCUAUUAUUGAUGAGAAGGAAAUGGUGCAGUGUCUGGUGCACGGAGAGAUUGCAGGUGCUGGAUUAGAUGUGUUUGGGAAUGAGCCUGAUGUUCCUAAAGAGCUCUUUGAAUUGGAUAAUGUUGUUCUAUCCCCUCAUAGGGCUGUCUUUACACCAGAAUCUUUCAUGGCCUUGUGUGAACUUGUGGUUGGCAAUCUUGAAGCAUUUUUUUCGAACAGACCCUUGCUUUCCCCUGUCAUUGAUACGUGA